Molecule: messenger RNA, 324 nt
Organism: Phlebotomus papatasi
Lineage: Eukaryota; Metazoa; Arthropoda; Insecta; Diptera; Psychodidae
Product: neuropeptide-like protein 32
Exons: 1
Coding region: 1-324 (107 amino acids)
Source: RefSeq, a predicted model, not a curated record
AUGAAGUUGGUGAUAGCUCUGAGUGUUUGCUGCUUUGCGGCUUUUGCUGCUGCCUUCCCAGCUUCUGAGGACUCUGCAGCUCAGCCUGCUGCCCUUGUGGUCAGUGAUCCUGCUGAUGCUACUGAUGAACUUUUCAAGACUGCGGAAUCUGCUCAUCGUGGAGGAUGGGGAGGCUAUGGAGGAUAUGGCAGAGGCUACGGAGGUGGAUGGGGCGGUGGCUACGGUCGUGGCUGGGGCGGUGGAUGGGGAGGCGGAUGGGGACGCAGGAGAGGAUGGGGCUACGGAGGAGGAUAUGGAGGAUGGGGUGGUGGAUAUUAUGGCUAA